CUCCUUAGUUGCAGGAACCGGCCGAAUUCAGACCCAGGGAGAAACGAGAUGGUUGACAGUUUGCACUCUAUGCUUUUAUGAGUGCUGCAGAAGGAAAAACGGACCUGCCCUUCACAAUGUCGAAACGAAUGAAAAAUUUUUGUGAAGGAACUAUACCUACAAAGAAAUUGAAUACUGGAAGCACAGAGGAAUCUGAUAUGAGAGAAACCAGCAAGAGAAAUGAGAAAACUGCAAUGUGUGGUGAACACAGCAUGAGUUAUCCACGUUCACCCUGGAAUGCAUGUCAAGUCGGAAUCAUUGAAAGUAUUUUGUUGAAAAAUUUCAUGUGCCAUAGUUCCCUUAAACUUUCAUUUGGGCCCCAUUUCAACUUUGUGAGUGGGAACAAUGGAAGUGGAAAGAGUGCUUUACUGACAGCUCUUAUAAUUGGACUUGGAGGGAGAGCUGCGGCCACAAACAGAGGACCUUCCACAAAAGAAUUUGUGAAAACUGGUCAAAAUUCUGCGUGCAUUUCAAUAACCUUGAGAAACCAGGGACCUGAUGCUUUUAAACCCGAAUUAUAUGGCAAAGCCAUCAUAGUGGAACAAACUAUUUCAGCACAGGGAACAAGACAGUACAGUUUGAAGAGUGAAUCAGCGCAUAUAAUUUCUACAAAGAAAGAAGAACUCAACAUGAUCUUAGAGCAAUUCAAUAUACAGGUGGAUAACCCAGUCUCCAUUUUAAAUCAAGAAAUGAGUAAACUUUUGUUAAAAUCAAAAAGUGGACCAGAAAAAUAUAAGUUUUUCAUGAAAGCUACUCGACUAGAUCAAAUGCAAGAAGAUUAUUCUCAAAUACUGCGGACCAAGACAAUAACAAGGGAGAGGAUUGCAGAGCAGGAUGAUUACCUAGCAGAGCUAAAGAAGAAAGUCAAGGAGAAGGAAAGACAUUAUAAAAGCCUUGAAUCGUUGAAUGGCCUGCAGGAGAAACUAGAGCAGCUCAAGAAUCAGAUGGCCUGGGCACUGGUCAUUGAGAUUGAAAAGGAUUUGGAAUCGAUAAAAGACUGUCUUAAUGGAGAACAACGACAUGGUAUCAAAUAUAAUCAGGAACUAGAAGAAUGGCAGGCCAAGGUGAACUUUGAAGAACUAAAAUUUAAAGCAGCUCAGGAUCAGUUGCAGAAAAUUACAGAAGAGAAAGAACAGUUGCAAAGACAGCUCGUUACUUUAAAGGAAAACAUGACAAGAAAAAAGAAAGCCUGCAAAGAAAGUGAGGCCACAGUCCAUCUCUGCAAGUCACAACUGAAACAACUUGAGAAAGAUCAUGAUCGUUUACAGAGGCAAUUUGAAGAAUUGAGUAGGGGGUGUCAAAGUUCGAAAGCUAAGUUCACAGAACUGAAAGAUGGAAUUAACAACCUUCAAGAGCAACUGAAACCGCUAAAGCAAGAGGAAGCCACAAUCUUAAAGCAAAUAGAAAACGAUUACGAUACAAUCAGCAAUUUGAAAGAUGAACAGGAUAAUCUGAGACAUGAAGAACAAACCAUGAGGAAUACUGUCCAGUCCAAGAGAAGUGAGCUGAACAAACUGAAGGCCAGUAGAACGGACUGUUUGAAAAGGUUCAAUGGGAAUAUGCCUGAAUUACUCCAUAAAAUAGAGGAAGCACAUAAACAAGGCCGUUUCAGGAAGAAACCAAUUGGCCCUUUAGGUGUUUGCUUCAGGUUGAAAUAUCCUGAGUUGGCUUUGGCGGUUGAAAGUUGUUUGAAAGGACUACUGCUUUCAUUUUGCUGUGAUAAUUACAGAGAUGAGCAGGUGCUACAGAGUUUGAUGUCACAAUGUUUCAAGUCAGGAAGACGACCCCAAAUUAAUGUGUGUGAGUUUUCAAGUCAAGUAUACAACAUAAAAGACAGAGCUGUUCACCAUCCAGAUUUCCCAACAGUUUUUGAAUCCUUAGAAAUAAGCAACCCAGUGGUGGCAAACUGUUUCAUCGAUUUGAGGAACAUUGAAAGAAUCCUGAUAAUCAAACUGAAAAGUUUAUCACAUCAGAUCAUUGUUAUCACCAGGGAGCUGGAGGUGGAACUGAAAGAAAAGAUAGAACAGCUAUCACUCAAUCGACAGCGGUCAGAUUUAAUAAAGAAUAGAAUCAAGUUAUCUUAUACCAAUAUCAACAAGGCACAUAUGAAAAGGAGACAAAUCCAGGGAAGAAUAACUAAAAUUGAGCUAGAAUUUGGUGAUUUAGAAAACAUCGAGGAGCCCCAGCCAUUUCAUAUUCCCACACUAAGAAAAGAAGUCCAAGACAUCUGUCACAGAAUUCGGUCAGCCAAAACUAACUUGGAGCAGGCAAGAAAGGAUAUGGAUGAGCAUCGGAAGUUAAUGGAUGAGGAUGAAAAGAAAUGGAAAGAGAUGAGAGAGAAAAAGCAUUCAAUAGCAGAAGAAAUUGACUCAAGAAAGGAAGCACUAAUGGCCACAGAAAUCGAAGCAUAUAAACAAAAGGAAAAGCAUUUGGAAGAGGAAAGAAAUAAACAUUUGGAGAGAAUAGACGAACUAAAGAAGAGGUUGGAAAGUAAAGAAAAUAUUUUAGAGCGAGAUACUGCUAAAGCCAGGCGGAUUUGUGUGCAGCGAUUAGAAGUCACUCGAGAUCCCAGGAGUAUUGAUGUGGAGAUCAAUUGCUUGAGGGAAAGGAUCAAUAUGGCACAAGAAGUCCACGGGAACAAGGAAGAAACUACAAGGCAGUACUUUGAAAUUUUGAAAUUGCAAAAGAACAUCCAAGAUGGGAUUAAGCGCCUGAAGAAUUUUAUGCAGGUGAUCGAUAAAAUAAUGAAGGAAAGGCACAAAGUGUAUGAAAGCUUCCUGAAGUCCAUGUCAAUUCGUUGCAAACUUAACUUCAGUACUUUGUUGUCUAAGCAACAGUAUCAUGGAAUGAUCAAAUUCGACCAUAAGAAUAGAGAUCUUUCAAUCAUGGUUGAAUGUGGAGAAGGAAUGAAGACAACACAAGGUGAUACAAGAUUCCUUUCUGGAGGUGAACGCUCCUUCUCAACUGUUUGCUUCAUUCUUUCGCUGUGGGACACCAUGGAGUCUCCUUUCUGUUGUCUGGAUGAGUUUGAUGUUUAUAUGGAUAUGGUUAAUCGUAGAAUUUCUAUUGACCUGAUAUUGCGGGUGGCCGAUUCUAUAAAGUGUGAUCAAUUCUUCUUUUUUACUCCACUGACUACAAGUUUCUUGCCUGAAGGUAACCAACUCAGAGUCUUACAUCUGCAAGAUCCUGAAAGAGGGCAGACAACACUAUCUUUUGCCACUCCAGAAGAACCAGAAGACUCAAAUGAUUAAAUGAACAUUGACAUUUAUUAUUGUGCACUUUUUUGAUUUUUUUUUAAGUGGGGCAAGUGGACAUUGGAAGCCUCUGGUGGCGUGGCAGGGAUAUAUGGGGGGUGACAGGCUGUACUGUCGGAGUCUGGGUAACUAUUGCAUUCUGAAAAUCAUAAAAAGCUUCUUCAAUGCAUUUUAUUAAUACAGGGAAAGCUAGGCUGACAAUUGCUAUUUUCUGGCAUUACAGACUGAUUUAGUGGCGGCUAGUAGAGCUAAUGCAAAGUUCUUAGAGGUGUAGCAUUAGUAGGGUACAUUUAUAAGGCAAACACAGCUAAAUUCAGAGGUACUGGGGAAAGUUCACCUAAAAUUGCUAAGUGCUGAGCUUAGAACUGAGUUAAGCGUGAACCACUGGCACAACCACAACCAUCAAGUACACAACAUUGGUUAACUUUUGCAAAUAUGUUAACAGUGAACAUUGAUGCAGUGUCUAUUAUUUUGGACUUACGUUAGAAAUAUAUCUGAGCAACGGUCUUGUGACAAAUGUUAUUGUUUUGUCCAAUGUGAAUGUAUAUGUGCAGCUUUUUUACAGUUUUAUAUUGUUUUGCCUAAAACUUAUGAAACGGUUGCUUGGCGACACCAAGAGAGGGUAAGAUCCACUUAGCCCCCCAACCCCCACCCAAACCCCAUGAACUAGCUACAAAUCUGUGCAUACACCAGAAUGGAGCCCAGUUUCCACAAAAGGAAAUAGAUGGAGUAAAAAAUGAACUGCGGAUGCUGGAAAUCUGAAAGAAGCAUAGAGAAUGCUGGAGAAACUCAGCAUCUUUGGAGAGAAAGCAGAGUUAACAUUUCAAGUACAGUGGUCUAGAAGGAGGUUGGCCAGUUUCUAUUUGGAGCUUGAGGAGCACAGCAGGCCAGCAGAACCUCCACACUGUGUUAUCUCUGACUCCAGCAUCGACAGUUCUUACUAUCUCUAUUUGGAGCUUUCUGCUUUAGGGAGGAACCAAGCACGGACUGUUGCUAUUGGAGAAAUGAGCCCAUCAUGGAUUGUACUAUUAGAGAAAUGUGCCAGUUAGAAACUGUACACAGGCCAAGACGGGAAGCAGGGACCUAUUUCAGCAUGGUACAAGUUGAAAUUGCAUUUUUGUUGCUGCAGCUGGAUGAGGAAGGGCGACAGCCUGUUCAACUAUCUGAAAGUGGUAUAGAUUGACCACCCAAUCCUGUCUGUUUUGGAGAAAUUAAGCAACUAAAGCAUGAAGCAGGCAUUCAAAGGCGUGAAUAUUAUUGAACAAUUUGCUGAUUGUAUUAGCCAGAAAUCAGUUGCUGUGACAUUAUAUUCUGCAUUCUGUUUUACUACC
This is a messenger RNA of Rhincodon typus (whale shark), 4624 nucleotides long. RefSeq names its product structural maintenance of chromosomes protein 6-like. Gene Ontology annotation, biological process: double-strand break repair via homologous recombination. The transcript is spliced from 27 exons. Gene Ontology annotation, cellular component: nucleus; site of double-strand break; Smc5-Smc6 complex. The coding region runs from base 78 to 3290 and encodes 1070 amino acids. The record is from RefSeq and is a predicted model, not a curated record. Gene Ontology annotation, molecular function: damaged DNA binding; single-stranded DNA binding. Lineage: Eukaryota; Metazoa; Chordata; Chondrichthyes; Orectolobiformes; Rhincodontidae.